Molecule: messenger RNA, 254 nt
Organism: Racocetra fulgida
Lineage: Eukaryota; Fungi; Glomeromycota; Glomeromycetes; Diversisporales; Gigasporaceae
Source: the annotation of a GenBank genome assembly
AAUCUAAUUUAGAAACCUCAUCAACUUGCUCAUUGCAAGUUGAUCGUAGUGGACCUAUUCGUCAUAUUAAAAGGAAAAAAAAAUCACAAAUGGAUAAAUUUUUUAAUCGAUCAGAAAUGUCACAAGAUUGUAAAUAUUGUAUGACUAAAUAUGCUCCUUCAACAUCUACUGGAACAUUAAAAGAACAUGUAAAAAAAAAUCAUUUCAAUAUUUAUAAACAAAAAACAAAAACUGAAAUUGUUCUUUAUAAUUGA